Messenger RNA from Botrytis deweyae, 1629 nucleotides. RefSeq lists its product as uncharacterized. The record is from RefSeq and is a predicted model, not a curated record. Gene Ontology annotation, molecular function: monooxygenase activity; iron ion binding; oxidoreductase activity, acting on paired donors, with incorporation or reduction of molecular oxygen. The transcript has 3 exons. Bases 1 to 1629 code for a protein of 542 amino acids. NCBI's taxonomy places the organism in Eukaryota, Fungi, Ascomycota, Leotiomycetes, Helotiales, Sclerotiniaceae.
AUGGACGAACCAUUAAUAACCCAGCUACUCAGAGUGGCUGGUGCCAUAUUGGCUAUACUUGUUACUACAUUUGUAAUAAAACUAUAUCGAGUGCGGAGUUUCAUUCGAGGACUCCAGAAGCAAGGUCUUCCUAUGCCACCCCAUCAUUGGUUACUCGGACACAUACCUCUCAGCGCAAGUAUCAUUGGCAGUCUCCCUCCAUACGCCCACGGCGUCUACGUUGGAGACCAAAUUCGCCAAAGAUAUCCCCAUCUCGACAGCGCCUUCUACCUCGAUAAUUGGCCUCUCGCUGCCCCAAUUCUCGUCGUGCUUAAGCCGGAUAUGUUGUACCAACUGACUCAAGCAAAUCAAAUCCCAAAAGACAAAGGCAUUCGUGCAUUCCUAAAGCCCUUGACCGGCGAAUCUGAUUUGGUUACUUUGGAAGGCGAUACUUGGAAAUACUGGAGAGCUAUAUUCAAUCCUGGAUUUAGUGCUGGUCAUGUGUCAAGUCUGGUUCCAGGAAUGAUUGAAGAGAUCAAGAUAUUCAAAGAUCUGCUAAAGAAACAUGCGAAAAGUGGUAAAAUGAUAUUUCUCGAAGAUGCCAGUUUGAACCUUACAAUCGAUAUUAUUGGUAGAGUUGCAAUGGACCACAGAUUCUGCAGCCAAACUAGCUACAACGACAUGACAGCAGCAUUGCGAAGGCAACUGUUAUGGUGCACGACAGGCAUGAACAUUAAUCUUUUGGAAUACAUCAAUAUCUUUCGCCCUUUUGUGCACGCAUACAAUAGCUACCGAAUGAACCGUUACUUGUCUCGAGAACUCGACAAACGCUAUCGAAACAUCAAAGGCACUGAGAUACAGAAAAAAGACAAAUCGAUUGUGGAUUUAGCGUUAAAAGCGUAUCUCGCGGAGAAUCCUUCAGCAACAGGUAUCGAUAAAAGUUUUCAGAAUUUCGCCAUGGCGCAAAUAAAAUUAUUCAUCUUUGCUGGCCAUGACACCACCUCUGCUGGUGCAAUCUUUACAUAUCAUCUGCUCUCCCAACAUCCAAAUGCAUUGGAAAAAGUCCGGGCAGAGCACACCGAAGUACUAGGGGCCAACAUUGCGGAUGCUGAGUCUGUUAUUACUUCCAAGCCACAACUCUUGAACCAGCUUACUUAUACCAUUGCGGUUAUCAAAGAGAGUCUCCGCAUCUACCCCACUGUCGCCGCGCUUCGCGAUGGACAAUCUUAUUUCUCUUUGAUAGGGGACAAUGGCCUUCGUUUCCCCACCGAGAGAACAAUAGUCUGGGGCGAUCAUUAUGCCACACAUCAUAAUCCUGCCCACUGGCCGCGAGCCGAAGAGUUUCUUCCAGAACGAUGGAUCGUAGCCGAAGGCGACGAGCUCUAUCCGCCCAAAAAUGGAUGGCGACCAUUUGAGCGCGGUCCUCGGAAUUGUAUUGGCCAGGAAGUAGCCAUGACGGAAAUAAAACUCAUGCUUGCAUUGACCAUUCGAGAUUUUGAUUUCAAGGAUGCUUACGAGGAGUAUGAUGACAUGAAGGGCAACCCAAAGGGUUUGAAUGUAAAUGGUCAAAGAGCAUACAUGAUGCUUCGGGGAGGCGGCCAUCCGGCAGAUCAUUAUCCAUGCAAGGUAGCUUUCGCAAAGCAAAAGUAA